ACGGAUAACCCAGCGGAUCUUGGUAACGUUAUUCUGAUUUAGAAUGGUUUAUUUAUUUCGAAUAAAAAUUUUGCUUUGAAAAUGUAAUAAAUUUGUUUAAACAAUGUCUCAAAACCGAAUUGCAUAUUUUUAUGAUCCUGAUGUUGGAAAUUAUCAUUAUGGAAGUAGUCACCCAAUGAAACCUCAUCGAUUAGCAUUAACUCAUAAUCUUGUAUUUAGCUAUAACUUGCAUAAAAAAAUGAACGUAUUUAGACCAUCACAUGCUACUCCUCAUGAUAUGACAAGGUUUCAUUCUAGUGAAUAUAUCCAUUUUUUACAGCGUGUUACACCAUCCAAUAAGGCAGGUUUUAUAAGUUCACUUAACAAGUUUAGUGUUGGAGAUGAUAGUCCAAUUUUUCCUGGUUUAUUUGACUUUUGUUCUGCUUACACUGGAGCAUCGCUGCAGGGAGCGGUAAAGCUAAACCAUGGUUUAUGCGAUAUAGCUAUAAAUUGGUCAGGUGGUCUUCAUCAUGCAAAAAAAUUUGAAGCUUCUGGCUUUUGUUAUGUUAAUGAUAUUGUUCUUGCAAUUCUUGAACUGCUCAAGUAUCAUGCACGAGUUCUUUACAUUGACAUAGAUAUACAUCAUGGAGAUGGUGUGCAAGAAGCAUUUUAUUUAACUGAUCGUGUAAUGACUGUUUCUUUUCAUAAAUAUGGUAAUUUUUUCUUUCCUGGGACUGGUGAAAUGUACGAAGUUGGAGAAGAUGAUGGACGCUAUUAUUCAUUAAAUAUUCCUUUAAAAGACGGUAUUGACGAUCAAUCUUAUAUAAGUCUUUUUAAACCUAUUAUUCAGGCUGUUAUAGAAAAGUAUGUACCUUCUGCUAUUGUUCUUCAGUGUGGAGCAGAUUCUUUAGCACUAGAUAGACUAGGAUGUUUCUCUUUAAAUAUCAAAGGACAUGGAGAAUGUGUUCAGUAUGUAAAGUCAUUUGGUAUACCUUUGCUUGUGUUGGGGGGAGGAGGUUACACAAUACGCAAUGUUGCAAGAUGUUGGACUUAUGAAACUUUUCUUUUAUUAGAUGAGCCUGUUGAUGAACAAAUUCCUAUGAAAUCAGAUUACGCUGAGUUUUUUAGUCCUGAUUAUUCACUUUGUCCAGUUAUGUCUGGAAAUUUUGUAAACCAGAAUAGCAAACAAUAUUUGGAUUAUAUAAAACAGACUGUGUUUGAUCAUUUAAAGUUUAUUCAAGGUGCACCAAGUGUUCAAAUGCAAGAUGUACCACCAGAUUUAUUUUUGCAUGAUGAAAAUGAGUGUAAUGAUGAUUCUGUAGAGUCUGCUAAUUAUAUCCGACGUGAACAUCAAGGAGAAUACUAUAACGAUGAUCAAGAUAUUGACAAAGCUAAUUAUGAGUAUAAUUAACAUAUUUAUUGGAUUAAUUACAUCCACAAUGUUUUUGCGUUAUUCAUGUUGUUGUUGAUGUUGUUGUUGUGUGUGUGCAUGUGUGUGUGUGUGUUUGAACAAAAGGAUCUUCCUUUUUUUAAUGUUUAUUUAUUUCAUAAAUCUAUUUGAAUUCAUCAGAUUGCAGUUGCAAGUGUAAGAAACAAACAAAGAUUUUAUUUAUAAA
This is a messenger RNA of Hydra vulgaris (swiftwater hydra), 1595 nucleotides long. Its product is annotated as histone deacetylase 3. Gene Ontology annotation, molecular function: histone deacetylase activity. Gene Ontology annotation, cellular component: nucleus. NCBI's taxonomy places the organism in Eukaryota, Metazoa, Cnidaria, Hydrozoa, Anthoathecata, Hydridae. The record is from RefSeq and is a predicted model, not a curated record.